Chelonus insularis is the source of this 1053-nucleotide messenger RNA. Its product is annotated as tigger transposable element-derived protein 4-like. The record is from RefSeq and is a predicted model, not a curated record. Gene Ontology annotation, cellular component: nucleus. NCBI's taxonomy places the organism in Eukaryota, Metazoa, Arthropoda, Insecta, Hymenoptera, Braconidae. Gene Ontology annotation, molecular function: DNA binding.
UGCGGCGAAAGUGCGAGCGUCAAUAACGAGAUAUGUGAUGAAUGGAUAAUUGAGUUGCAGAGUUUAUUGAAGGAUUAUAAACCAGAAGAUGUCUUUAAUGCCGACGAGACUGGCCUUUUUUUCAAGUGCUUGACUGAUAAAACACUUAUUUUUAAAAAUAAAAAAUGUCAUGGCGGUAAGCACAGUAAAGAGCGAUUAACAAUAUUGCUAGCAACAAACAUGACAGGCUCUGAAAAACUUAAGCCAUUAGUUAUAGGAAAGGCUAAAAAGCCUCGUUGUUUUUCUGGUUGUAAAUCUCUACCACUAGACUAUGAUGCUAACAAGAAAGCAUGGAUGACAGCUGAUAUAUUCAAAGGAUGGCUCAUCAAAGUCGACAAGAAAAUGAUUAAGGAGAAACGAAAAAUAUUACUCUUCAUUGACAACUGUACAGCUCACCACAUAAUUCCGCCAUUAAAAGCCGUGAAAGUUAAUUUUUUUCCACCCAAUACAACAUCUAAGUUACAGCCCUUAGAUCAAGGAAUAAUAAAAAACUUCAAAUCCGCUUACAGAAAGGAAGUUGUUAGGAAACUGAUAACAGAUAUGGAACAAAAGUCAGCUUCAUCUAUUAAUGUAUUGCAUGCAAUUAGGAUGAUAGACAAGGCUUGGAGAAGUGUAUCUAAAACUACAAUAUCAAAUUGCUUCAAAAGCUGUGGAUUUUCGUUGCCACAAGAAGAAGCUUCGGAAGAACCCCUUGAGCUGGACGUGAGUGUAGAAGCUGACUGGAAUAAACUUCAGAAUAUAGAAGUUCAAUUUGAAGAUUUUGUGGCAUGUGAUGAAGGGCUAGCUACUACUGGAACGCUAACUGAUGCUGAAAUCAUCGACACAGUUAAUCAGAAUAUGGAUGACGAUGAUGUUAAUGAAAAUGACGUUGAUUAUACUGAUUCAACAAGUUUUGAGCUCCCAAUAACAAAUAAAAAAGCCAGAACUGCAAUUAACACUCUACGAGCUUAUGCUGAAAGAUAUGAUGAUAUCGAGAUCAUGUAUUCGGUUCAUUGUUUGAGCUUGAAAAAAUAA